Lucilia cuprina (Australian sheep blowfly) is the source of this 6321-nucleotide messenger RNA. RefSeq names its product solute carrier organic anion transporter family member 4C1 (gene Oatp30B). Gene Ontology annotation, cellular component: membrane. Gene Ontology annotation, molecular function: protein binding. The transcript has 12 exons. The record is from RefSeq and is a predicted model, not a curated record. NCBI's taxonomy places the organism in Eukaryota, Metazoa, Arthropoda, Insecta, Diptera, Calliphoridae. Gene Ontology annotation, biological process: transmembrane transport; sodium-independent organic anion transport. The coding region runs from base 603 to 4490 and encodes 1295 amino acids.
AAAACUAAAACGAAAAAAAUAUAUAAAAAAAAACUAAAUAGAUGUAUAGAAAAAUAAUGAAAAAAUAACAACAAAACAAAGAAAAUCUCUGUGAAUUUGAAUUAUUUUUUGUUCAUUUAUGAUUUUUUUUCUUUCUGGUAUGAGAAAUACAAAAGAAUCUGAAGUGAAUUAGUUUUUCUACAACGAUUUGUAAAAAUAUCAAAGAAACUAAAGUGUUAAAGAAAAAUCAAAUUUUACACUAAAAAAAUAACAAAAUCAAUAAAAUAUAAAAAAUUAAUUUACAAGCAAAACCAAAAAAAAAAAGUUCAACAAAAACAGCCAACACAUAAUUAAUAUAAAUCUUUUAAAGAAAAAAUAUAAAAGUGUGUUUGUUAAUUUUAACAUUUGACAUUUAAAUUUUGUGGAGAACGUUAAGAGCAAAAACAACUACAGCAGCAGUAGAAAUCUUUACAAAGAAUAACACAGAAGAGACCCCCCUGACAUAUGCAUCUCUUCUCCUAAAAAAAUAUUUGAAAAUAAAAAAACAAGCAACAAAUGCAAUAGUAAAGGAGACCCGAGCAACAUUUCAACAAUAGAAUUGUGAAAGUGCGAAUGAGUUAAUAAUGACUGGAAAGAAACCGGAAAAGUCCGGUCAUUGUAGUUGCUCAACGGAUCAACAGUAUGUGAAUCCCUCUUUUGAACAGGAUGUUAAUGUUGGCAGUGUAGCUGGAGCUUCCACCUACAACAAUAGACGUCCCAGUGGCAAUUUAACGCAUUCACUAGAUGGCGGAACUGGAGGUGUUAGUGCAAAGGAUUGUACUACAAACGAUAGCGGAUGUUGUGCCAUGCACAACAAUACAAAUAGUACUACACAUCGCAAGGGUCACAGACGUCAAGAAUCAAUGUAUCAGAUGACUGGUCUCUAUUCCGAAACAAAUAGUGGCGAUGACAGCAGCAUUGAUUUAGCUGAAGAUCAUAUAGGAAAUACAAAUACAAUUGGUAGUACAGCGACAACGACAACAACAUCAAUGAUGCCGCCGACUAAUGCCACAGUUCUUGCAAAUAAUGCCCGCAAUUUACAUGCUAAAACGUCCUCCUGCUCUGAUACUGUUAUCAAGUGUCACAGUCGUCAGUCAUCGGCUGUACUUGGUAAUACACAGCAUAAUCAUAGUAAUUUGCAUGGUGGUGGCGGUCAGCACAAUGCAAACAGCAAUAACCCUACAUGUGGCCUUAACGAUGACGACGAUGAUGAUUUGCGUUCACAAGACUGUGGCAUAUUGGGAUGUCGGCCAGGUGGCAUACAGAAAUUUGCCCGUAUAAAGAUAUUCGUUUUAUUACUGUCCAUGUUGGUUAUGUUGCAGCAGGCCUUAAGUUCGGGUUAUAUUAAUUCGGUGAUAACAACUAUAGAGAAACGUUUCGAAAUACCCUCCAGCUAUUCGGGUCUAAUAGCGUCCAGUUAUGAAAUAGGCAAUGUGAUCACCGUGAUAUUUGUCAGUUAUUUGGGUAGUCGUCGUCAUAUUCCAGUUUGGAUUGGUAUUGGUGCCGUUAUUAUGGGUAUUGGUUCGCUGGUGUUUAUGGUACCCCACUUUACUAGUGAACCCAAUCCGGGUGUUUCCAUUGCUAAUGAAACCAGCGACAAUAUAUGCCGCAGUGCUUUAGUGCGUAAUCAAGAUAUGGAUUUGGGCCGCUUAUCAAGUGGUCUCUCAAAUCCUCCCUUGGCACCGCAUACUCUACGCGAAGAUAAUUGUCUCGAAGGCAAACUAUCAACCUUUGGCCCAGUAUUGCUGUUUGUCAUUGCCCAGUUGUUGUUGGGCUGUGGUGGCAGUCCUUUAUUUACUCUGGGCACGACAUAUGUGGAUGACCAUGUCAAGACGGAAAGUUCUUCCAUGUAUAUUGGUUGCAUGUACAGUAUGGCGGCUUUUGGUCCUGUUGUUGGUUUUCUAUUAGGUGCAUAUUUAUUAUCGUUUCACAUGGAUUCGCUUUCAUCAUCUAUAAUUUCCAUUGAUCCCGGAGAUCGUCGUUGGGUUGGCAUGUGGUGGGGUGGUUUUCUGUUAUGUGGUAUUUUGCUACUGAUUGUUGCAAUACCCUUCUUCUCUUUUCCCAAGGUCUUAACACAUGAAAAGAAAAAGAUACGCAAAGCUUCUGUAGUAAUACAGCCAGCAGUACCGAAUAAUUCGAAUAGUUUGCCACGUAAUACAGAUGAAACGGGAAAAGUUAAAAAGGAAAUUGUUUCAGUGGCCACUAAAGAGGAACCAGAGAAACCCAAAGUAGAUACCGGCUAUGGAAAAGAUAUUAAAGACAUACCACAAUCUAUGCUACGUCUCGUGACGAAUCCAAUUUACAUUGUCACUUGCCUUGGUGCCUGUAUGGAACUAAUGAUUGUCUCCGGAUUUGUGGUAUUCUUACCGAAAUAUUUGGAAACUCAAUUUAGUGUGGGCAAAAGUCAGGCUAGUGUUUUUACAGGAUCCAUUGCUAUACCGGGAGCGUGUAUUGGUAUCUUUGUAGGCGGUUGUAUACUUAAACGUUUUCAAUUGAAACCCAAGGGAGCAGUAACAUUUGUACUCAUCUCAAAUGUUAUCUGUUUGUGUCUUUUUGCCAUGCUGUUCUUUUUGGGUUGUGACAACUUGAAAAUGGCCGGCACUACUAUGCCCUAUUAUAAUAGUUCCAAACCGGGAUCAUUAGAACCAUUCCAAGUUAAUUUGACCGCUGCUUGUAAUUUUGGUUGCGAGUGUUUGACCAGUGAUGUCGAACCGGUGUGUGGAAAUAAUGGUCUCACUUAUUUCAGUCCCUGCCAUGCAGGUUGUACGGCAUUCUCUUCUAGUUCAAAUUAUACUAAUUGUGCCUGUGUUCAUGCUAAUAUCUCCAGCAGCAUUUAUUUGGGUGCCGGUGGUAGUCAUGCUCAAGCCCUUAAUGCCAAUGAAAAUUUCGCUGAAGUUACUGUAGUUCCUGUUGCCACUGCCGGUCCUUGUGCCAAUCCCUGCCGCAAUAUUUAUCCAUUCCUUAUAUUGCUCUUCUUUAUGACCUUCAUUGUGGCUGCCACUCAAAUGCCUCUGCUAAUGAUUGUCCUACGUUCGGUAUCCGAAGAAGAGCGAUCAUUUGCCUUGGGCAUGCAAUUUGUUAUAUUCCGUCUAUUUGGUUAUAUACCAGCACCCAUACUUUUUGGUAAUCUCAUCGAUUCCACCUGCUUAUUGUGGAAAUCUUCGUGCGGCCAGAAGGGUGGUCGUUGCUUAAUUUACGACAUUGAAAAGUUUCGUUACAAAUAUGUGGGACUUUGUGCUUCUGUGAAAAUUAUAGCUUUGGCCAUAUUUAUGGUGGAUUGGUGGUUGGUUAGACGACGUAAGCAAUUAGAUAAAAUGAAGCCAUUGAAUACAAGUGACCCUAUAAUAGGAUCCAUAAUAAGUUUAGAUAAACUAGUUUUUGAAGAAAAAUUGUCCGGCCAUGAAAACAAUCCCAACUACGAUGAUGGUGAAAUGGCUUUAAAAUCGGAUAACUAUCGUCAUUCUCGUAACAAUUCCCGAACUAUACAACUUGAAUAUGGCUACGAUAAAUGCAACAAUGCCAUGAUGGCAAAUACCCAAGCAGUUCCUCAAAUGAAGUCGAAGAAACAUUUCCGCAGUGCUUCGUGUGAUGUCAAAAUGAUACGCAGCUUUGCUAAGGAUCAUAAUUCGAAUCCAGCCAUGGAUGUUUGUGAGACUUCUAAAUUCAAGAAUUUGAAAAAACUUCAUACACAUUCCCGCAACAAUUCAAGUGACCUUAAUACAGAAUUCCGCCACAAAUUGGUGGCUCACUCCAAUUCCUGUUCCAGAGAUGAUCCAAAUUUUAGUAUACGUUUCAUACAAAAUCAAUUAAAGCCCCAAGAAGACGAAGAGGACGAAGAUGAAUUGACCACCGGUUGUGGUCAUUUCGUGCGCAAACAUUCGCGCAAUCAUUCCUAUGAUCAAAUCUAUAUGCCCAAUAACAUACGAUUCGAUCCAGAAUUCUUCCGUGGUCAUAAUAAUAAUCACCACCACAAUAAUCAUCUUCAUCACACUAACAAUAAGAAAAAUGUUAAUUUGCUCAAAAAUGUGGUGGAGAGUAAAUUGAAAAAUUCAAACGAGACUAACGAAGCUGGCUCACGCGGCCAUUCACGCAACAAUUCAAAGGACUUGAACAUAAAGGUUUCACAAACAACUACUAAUGCGGGAGUUGCCAAUUCGUCCGCAGCCCCUAGUAGCGCUUUAAUCGCUGAAUCGGCUUUAAGUAUAUUAAGACAUCGCCGUACAAAUUCUAAAGACUUAAAUCACGUAGCUAACGCUAGCACCAGUGAUCAUCCAAUAGCUACCGGUGUUGUAGCCGUCGGCUCGGGUGCCCUGAGUAAUAAUGCCAAUAAAAAACAUUCUCGCAACUCUUCUCAUCAGAAAAUUCAAAUAGAUGACGAUCGCAGUGGUCUUAUAGACAAUGAUAAUAACGAAAACGAUGAUGACGACGAUGAUGAGGUUGUUGAGCAGCAACAAGAAAUUGUUAAUAUUUAAAUUUUAUUAAUCGUUUAAGUAUUUUUAUUUUUCUUUCAUAUUUUUCAAUGUGCAAUACAUUCCCACUUAAAAAAUUUGCUAAAAACAGGAGGGAUUUUCUUUUCGUUGGUUUAGUUUUUUUUUCACAGAGUGGUCAAAUAUUUUUUUAUUAGAAUAUAGCUUUUUGAAUACAUUUAAAUAUAGAUUAGGAGUCUUAAUAGAAUCAAAAUUUUUUACUGAAAUAAACGAAUUUGUGUUUUGAUUUCAUAUCUAGUAGUGCAACAUUUAUAUCUUCUGAAAAUGCUGUAAUUUGUAGAUUUAACUGAUUCUGUGAAAGCGCUAUAAAGUCAACAUUGAUUGAUUUAUGAUUUCGAGAUGUCCAAGACUAUCACUGGUCGCUGCUUCUAAGAUGAAACCAAAUCACUUUUUUUACAAAAAUUUUAAGUUUCGCCUUAGCUUUAAGUGAGGUUAGGUUGUAGUCAUACAUUACAAGGAAACAGUGUUCCUGCUUAUCUCUUUGGAAAUUUGUUAAUAGAUCUGUACUUGACAAGUGGACUCGUUUACCACCAGAAUUGAGUCUAUCGGUUUUGUUUAUUUCAAACAUCUAAAAGUUCUUUGGGAACACUAUAAUGUUACACAGAACAUAUUCUAGAAGUUAUAGCGACAACAUUAGUUUCAAGUUUUCUGUACAAGAAUCUAAAUUAGUUAUUUUUGCACUUGUUCUAGAAGUAGUUAUUGUAGGAGAGAAAAAAUAAAACCUAGAGCAGUUAAAGGAAAUGUAUUGAUAAAACUGAUUAGGCAGGCCGACAAAAUUUAAAAAAAUGUGAAACCCUGAAUGAGUUAUCGGUCUGUGUUAUACUUAAUAUAUUAAAUUUCGCGAUCUUAUUUCUUUCUAUAUCGCUUUUGACCACUCUUAACCAAAACCCAAGAAUUAUAAAAAUAUAGAUUACGCAUUGCGCAGGUUUUUUUUGGUUUAAAUCAACAGGUGUUCGAUAUGCUACGUCACAUCAGCAAAUAAAGUGAUUGACGUCUAAAAAAAUUUUAAAAACUUAAAAAAAAAUUUAAAAACUUUACAAAAUUUUGUAAAAAUUUAAAAAAAAAACAAAAUACUUUAAAUAUGAAAUGCGCUGUGAAAAAUUGCAAAAGCACCAACAACUCUAAGGCGUGCGAAAUUAGUUUUAUUAUUUGUAUUAUGUAUUUUAUUUGUAUAGAAAUAUUUUUUAUUUUUCAAAAAUGUCACUUUGUUUAUGUUUUGCUUUUAUUUUUCUCAAGUUAUAAGCUGAUAUGACGUACAUGCGCAGAACGAACAUUUUUUUACAUACUGAAUGCGCAAUCUAUGUUUCUAUAAUUCUUGACCAAAACCUAUUCUAUUGAUUUGUACUUAAUUUUAAAUGUUACUACUUCCUUGUUUUUUGUUUAACAAAACAUUAGUUUGAAAUUUCUUUGGUGGAAAAUAUAAAAUAAUGACGACAAAGUCAAAACCUAGCAAUCGACACAUUCAACCUGAAAAGUGUAUGAAGUUGAAGGAGUGAUCGCGUAAUUAGAGAAUGUGUAGCAAAAACAAUAAUUAUAAAAUAAUUAAAUUCACAAUAAUUAAGUCUAGCAAUUAUUAUUAUUAUUAUUAUGAAAUAUAAAACAUAAUUAUAAUAAAAUAAUUAUUAUAACAAUUAGUUUUAUAUUUUUUAGUUUUUAAGUAGAUGGAUACUGUCUGAAUGUGUGUGAUAUGAAUGAAACUGAAGCAAAUUAUUUAAUUCUCGUAAUACAAACGAAAAAAACAAAACAUACAUAUAUAAACAAAAUUCUUAAAAAAAGGAAAGUAUAAAUGAUAAAAAAAGAUUGAAAUAUCAUCAUA